This is a messenger RNA of Chrysemys picta bellii (western painted turtle), 14770 nucleotides long. NCBI's taxonomy places the organism in Eukaryota, Metazoa, Chordata, Testudines, Emydidae. The record is from RefSeq and is a predicted model, not a curated record.
UGUGGCGUCACAACAGCCACCUGGCACCCUCCCCUCAGCCAGCAGCAUAAAGAGCUGGCGUGUGCCUGAGGGGCACGGGCCCACGUGACUCCCCCUCCCCGCCGACGGUCCCGGGGGGACAGACACUUUGUUCAGGAUGCUGCUGUUGUUCCCAUUGUGAAGUGAAAGCCAAAGCCGGCAGUUUCCUUAGUCACCAGCUGGAGCUGAGAGGCUGUGAGCAGCGCGUGGGGCUCCCUCCCCACGGCCUCCAUGCCGCGGGUCUGGCAGCGAGACAGGGAGCCCCGGGAGGCGCUUUCGGGGGGAACCGAUGAUGAACGGCUGUCUCCGGUUGGCGUGAGGAUGCGACGGUGACCGGGGUAUCGCACGCCCGCGGACCCUCUGACAAUGAAUGGGACGGCCAACGUGAACGUGACUGGCCGGAGCCAUUAUGCGUCUGCUAUCCCGGUGCCCCGCGCUAUGUCCCAGAGCAAGCUGCCCCCGAAGCAGAGCAGCCUGGGGGCCCCCCUUCCCAGCGGGCGGCAUCACCACGGCCAGGGAAGGCGCCAGGCUGCAUUAGCGGCCUGGCGGCCAAAGGCUCCAAGCCGAAGAGCCUUUCCAAAGCCCCCAUGGAGGCUGGGCCUGGGCCGGAGACAGCAGAGCCAUCGGAGUGCAAAAGGGCCGACGGAGUGGAGUCUGGCCUCAGCCAGAGCACUAGGACUCCAGGCAGCAGCCCCCGGGGGGGCCCGAAGACAACACCUCGAGCAACGGGGGCUCCUAAGAAGGCUCUGGUUCAAGGGACAGAGAGAGAGAAGGAGAGUCCGAAGCCUGGAGAGGCCUAUACCAGCCAUGGCGCCAAGAAGGGCUCGGGGAAGCCGAGUGGCACUGCCGAGCUGGCCAAGACCCCUCAGCUGCAGGGGAAGAGCCCGUCCCGCUUCAGCCUGUGCAGUGAGUCUGGGCUGCCCGGCACCCCUGAAGGAUCCAGUGCUAAGAGGCCCCAGAGCUGCCCGGUGAAAGGCCAGUGGGUGUCGGAAGCCCUCUGGAAAGGCAGCGGGGUGCCCAAGGCAGCCAGGGGUGAGGACAAGUCCCCGAGGAUCUCGCUGGGCACCAGCAGCCCCAUGCAGAAUAAGGAGCCGGCCAUCAGCUUCUCCUCAGUCCCGCAGCAAAGUCACCCGGUCACUGCCACCGUGGCACCCUUCCACUACCGGCUGCAGGGAGACAGGGAGAAGAGUGAAUUCUCCCAGGAGGAGCGCGCGUGUGAGGAACCGACCAGCCCUGCAGACGGGCCUGAACUGGGCUUCCCAGGCUUGGCAGCCGGCGUGUUAAAUGAUUUCAGCGCAGGCGGGAUGCUUGGCACCAACCUCAAAAGCCUGGAGCUCAGCGGCGAGGGGCCGGAGGAGCUGAAGGGCUACCGGAAGGGGGCCGAGGGCAAGGGCGGCGGCAUGAUGCCCAAGCGGCCCAAAGCGCCCGGGGCGCACGAGCUGCGGGUCUUCAAGUCGGGCAGCGUGGAGAGCCGGCUGCCGCCCGGCCCCAGCCUGCGCAAGCAGAAGUCCCUCACCAACCUGGCCUUCCUCACCGACGCCGAGAAGAAGAUGCAGCUCUACGAGCCCCGCUGGAGCGACGACAUGGCCAAGGCGGCCAAGGGCGGCGGGCGCGGGGGACUGAAAGCCAAGGAAGCCCCGCUCAUGUCCAAGAGCCUCUCCAAGUCGGAGCACUCCCUCUUCCAAGCCAGGCUCGCCCCCGGCCUGGCCAAGCCGCCACUGGCCCCGCUCCCGUCCAGCCUCGGCAAGCCCAGCCGCAUCCCCCGCGGGCCCUACGCCGAGGUGAAGCCCCUGAGCAAGGCGCCCGAGGCCGGCGGAGCGGAGGACAGCAAAUCCGACGACGAGAUCCUCUCCAGCAAAGCCAAGGGCCGGGAGAAGCCGCAGCAGCAGCCGGCGCCGGCGCCCGGCCCAGCGGGGAAGGGGCAGGACGAGCGAGCUUACCUGAAGGUGGACCCGGAGCUCGUGGUGACGGUGCUGGGGGACUUGGAGCAGCUGCUCUUCAGCCAGAUGCUGGACCCCGAGUCCCAGAGGAAGAGGACGGUGCAGAACGUGCUGGACCUUCGGCAGAAUCUGGAGGAGACCAUGUCCAGCCUGAGAGGCUCCCAGGUGUCACACAGCUCUUUGGAGAUGACCUGCUAUGACAGCGACGAAGCCAACCCCAGGAGCGUGUCCAGCCUGUCCAACCGCUCCUCCCCCCUGUCCUGGCGCUAUGGGCAAUCCAGCCCCCGGCUGCAGGCCGGGGAUGCUCCCUCAGUGGGUGGGAGUUGCCGGUCAGAAGGCACCCCCAGCUGGUACAUGCACGGCGAGCGGGCGCACUAUUCCCACACCAUGCCCAUGCGCAGCCCCAGCAAGCUGAGCCACAUCUCCCGGCUGGAGCUCGUCGAGUCGCUGGACGCCGACGACGUGGAUCUGAAGUCCGGGUACAUGAGCGACAGCGACCUGAUGGGGAAGACCCUGACGGAGGAUGACGACAUCACCACGGGCUGGGAUGAGAGCAGCUCCAUCAGCAGCGGCCUCAGCGAUGCCUCUGACAACCUCAGCUCGGAAGAGUUCAACGCCAGCUCCUCCCUCAACUCCCUCCCGUCCAGCCCCACGGCUUCCCGGCGGAACUCGGCCAUAGCGCUGCGCACGGACUCAGAGAAGCGCUCGCUGGCCGAGAGCGGGCUGAGCUGGUACAGCGAGGCGGAGGAGAAGGGCCCGAAGAAGCUGGACUACGACAGCGGCAGCCUCAAGAUGGAGCACGGCGCCUCCAAGUGGCGGCGGGAGCGGGCUGAGAGCUGUGAUGAGGCCCCUGCCAAGGGCGGGGAGCUGAAGAAGCCCGUCAGCUUGGGCCCGCCGGGGUCCCUGAAGAAGGGCAAGACGCCCCCGGUGGCAGUGACCUCGCCCAUCACCCACACGGCCCAGAGCACCCUCAAAGUUGCAGGAAAACCUGAAGCUAAAGCCACUGACAAGAGCAAGCUGUCUGUGAAGAACGCGGGCCUGCAGCGCUCUUCCUCCGACGCUGGCCGGGAUCGGAUCGGGGAUGCCAAGAAGCCUCCCUCGGGGCUCACCCGGCCCACUACCUCUGGCUCCUUCGGCUACAAGAAGCCGACUCCCGCCACCGGCACGGCUACGGUGAUGCAGGCGGGUGGCUCGGCCACGCUCGGCAAGAUCCAGAAGAGCUCCGGCAUCCCUGUCAAGCCUGUCAACGGGAGGAAAACCAGCCUGGAUGUCUCCAACGCCGGGGAGCCUGGCUUUUUGGCGCCUGGGGCUCGCUCCAACAUCCAGUACCGGAGCCUGCCGCGGCCGGCCAAAUCCAGCUCCAUGAGUGUGACAGGCGGGCGUGGCGGGAACCGGCCUGUGAGCAGCAGCAUCGAUCCCAGCCUCCUAAGCACCAAGCAAGGGGGCAUCUCGGUGUCACGGCUCAAGGAGCCCUCCAAGAUCGGCACGAGCCGGAGCACGCCGGCCCCGGUGAACCAGACGGACCGCGAGAAGGAGAAAGCCAAAGCCAAGGCCGUGGCCCUGGACUCCGAGUGCGUCUCACUGAAGAGCAUCGGCUCCCCCGAAAGCACCCCCAAGGCCCAAGCCAGCCACCCGCCUGCUGCCAAAGUGGCCGAGCUGCCCCCAACGCCGCUCAGGGCACCUGCCAAGAGCUACGUGAAGCCCUCUUCCCUGGCCAACUUGGACAAGGUCAACUCCAACAGCCUGGACCUGCCCUCCUCCAACGACCUGCCCCAGCCCCACGCCAACAAGCGGCAGGACCUGCACCCGGCGGCCGGGCACCUCACGCCCUGCUUUUCCCCCAGCCCCGCCCCCAUCCUCAACAUCAACUCAGCCAGCUUCUCCCAGGGCCUGGAGCUCAUGAGCGGCUUCAGCGUCCCCAAGGAGGGCAGGAUGUACCCCAAGCUCUCGGGCCUGCACCGCAGCAUGGAGUCCCUGCAGAUGCCAAUCAGCCUGCCCAGUGCCUUUUCCGGGAGCAGCGCCACCACCACCACCCCUGCCCCUGCUCCCACCCCUCCCGUCAGCACAGAGGAGGAGACCAGCGAGCAGGGCUGGACCGGUAGCCCGAGAGCAGCACAUCUGGACAGCACCAACCGCGACCGGAACACGCUGCCCAAAAAGGGGCUGAGGUACCAGCUCCAGUCCCAAGAGGAGACCAAGGAGAGGCGCCACUCCCACACGAUCGGCGGGCUCCCAGAGUCGGAUGACCCGUCGGAGCUGCCCUCGCCUCCCGCCCUCUCCGUGUCCUUGGCCGGGAAAAGCCCACUCACGAAUAUCGUGAGUCCCACUGCUGCCACCACUCCGCGGAUCACCCGUUCCAACAGCAUCCCCACCCACGACUCCGCCUUCGAGCUCUACAGCACCUCCCAGAUGGGCAGCACCCUCUCCCUGGCAGACAGACCCAAGGGCAUGAUCCGCUCAGGCUCCUUCCGGGACCCUGCGGACGACGUUCAUGGAUCGGUGCUGUCCCUGGCCUCCAGUGCCUCCUCCACCUACUCCUCAGCGGAGGAGAGGAUGCAAUCCGAGCAAAUCCGCAAGCUGCGCCGGGAGCUGGAGUCGUCCCAGGAGAAGGUGGCGACCCUGACGUCUCAGCUGUCAGCCAACGCUAACCUGGUGGCAGCCUUUGAGCAGAGCCUGGUGAACAUGACGUCCCGUCUGCGCCAGCUGGCAGAAACCGCGGAAGAGAAGGACACGGAGCUGCUGGACCUGCGGGAGACCAUCGACUUCUUGAAGAAGAAGAACUCAGAGGCCCAAGCCGUGAUCCAAGGAGCUCUGAACGGGACCGACAUCACGCCCAAAGAGCUGCGCAUCAAGAGGCAGAACUCCUCCGACAGCAUCUCCAGCCUCAACAGCAUCACCAGCCACUCCAGCAUCGGCAGCGGCAAGGAUGCCGACGCCAAGAAGAAGAAGAAGAAGAGCUGGGUAUACGAGCUCCGGAGCUCGUUCAACAAGGCCUUCAGCAUCAAGAAGGGCCCAAAGUCGGCCUCCUCCUACUCGGACAUCGAGGAAAUCGCCACCCCUGACUCCUCAGCCCCGUCCUCUCCCAAGCUGCAGCACGGCUCCACUGAGACCGCCUCGCCCUCCAUCAAGUCCUCCAACUCCUCCUCCGUGGGCAUCGAUGCCACUGAGCUCUUCCAGGCCAACGAGGAGGAGGAAGAGCCGGAGAAGAAGGAGGUGUCGGAACUGCGCUCAGAGCUAUGGGAGAAGGAAAUGAAACUGACCGACAUCCGGCUGGAGGCUCUGAACUCAGCCCACCAGCUGGACCAGCUCCGUGAGACCAUGCACAAUAUGCAGCUGGAGGUGGAUCUCCUGAAGGCUGAGAACGACCGGCUCAAGGUGGUCCCAGGGCCUUCGUCGGUCCCGGGCUCCAUCCCCGGGCACCUCAGAAGCACGUCAGCCUCCUCGUCCCCACGGCGCUCACUGGGCCUCGCCCUCGCUCAGUCCUUCAGCCCUGGCUUGGCAGAUACAGACCUGUCGCCGAUGGACGCCGUGGGGGCCCAGAAGGAUGAGGUGACGCUGCGGAUCGUGGUGCGCAUGCCGCCCCAGCACAUCAUCAAAGGGGACUUAAAGCAGCAGGAAUUCUUCCUGGGCUGCAGCAAAGUGAGCGGGAAGGUGGAUUGGAAGACGCUGGAUGAAGCCGUCUGCCAAGUGUUCAAGGACUACGUCACCAAGAUGGACCCCGCCUCCACGCUGGGGCUGAGCACCGAGUCCGUGCACGGCUACAGCAUCAGCCACGUGAAGAGGGUCCUGGACACGGAGCCCCCGGAGCUGCCCCCCUGCCGGAGGGGCGUGACCAGCAUUGCCGUGGUGCUGAAAGGCCUGAAGGAGAAGUGCGUGGACAGCCUGGUGUUCGAGACGCUCAUCCCCAAGCCCAUGAUGCAGCAUUACAUCAGCCUCCUGCUCAAGCACCGGCGCCUCAUCCUCUCAGGGCCCAGCGGCACGGGCAAGACCUACCUGACCAACCGGCUGGCCGAGUACCUGGUGGAGCGCUCGGGCCGGGAGGUCACCGAGGGCAUCGUCAACACCUUCAACAUGCACCAGCAGUCGUGCAAGGACCUACAGCUGUACCUCUCCAACCUGGCCAAUCAGAUCGACCGGGAGACGGGCAUCGGGGACGUGCCAUUGGUCAUCCUCCUCGAUGACCUCAGCGAGGCUGGCUCCAUCAGUGAGCUUGUCAAUGGAGCGCUCACCUGCAAAUACCACAAAUGCCCCUACAUCAUCGGGACGACCAACCAGCCCGUGAAGAUGACCCCGAACCAUGGCCUGCACCUCAGCUUCAGGAUGCUGACUUUCUCCAACAACGUGGAGCCAGCCAAUGGCUUCUUGGUCCGUUACCUGCGCCGGAAGCUGCUCGAGUCGGACAGCGACAUCAACGCCAACAGGGUAGAGCUGCUGCGGGUGCUGGACUGGGUGCCCAAGCUCUGGUACCACCUGCACACCUUCCUGGAGAAGCACAGCACCUCGGACUUCCUCAUCGGCCCCUGCUUCUUCCUGUCCUGUCCCAUUGGGAUUGAGGAUUUCCGGACCUGGUUCAUCGACCUGUGGAAUAACUCCAUCAUCCCCUACCUGCAGGAGGGGGCGAAGGAUGGGAUCAAGGUCCACGGCCAGAAAGCAGCCUGGGAAGACCCCGUGGAGUGGGUCCGGGACACCCUGCCCUGGCCGUCAGCGCAGCAGGACCAAUCAAAGCUGUACCACCUGCCCCCGCCCAGCGUGGGGCCCCAAACCACAGCCUCCCCCCCGGAGGAGCGGACUGUCAAAGACACAACGCCCAGCUCCUUGGACUCCGACCCCCUGAUGGCCAUGUUGCUGAAGCUCCAGGAAGCAGCCAACUACAUCGAGUCUCCGGAUCGAGAGACCCUGGUGGAUCCCAACCUGCAGCCAACGCCGUGAGGUCGCAACGCACCGGGGAGGGGAGCUCGCCGCCCUCAGCCGCCAGCGUCCCCGCCGGCUGGUUUUGCUUUUCAUUUGGUCUCCUGGGAGUGCGCGGCCAGGGCUGGAAAGCGGCGGGGACGCGGGGCUCUGGCACGUCCCCUUUGGGCAUGGGGGCAGCAGGGCUCGGCCCCCGAGAAAGCGCGAGGCACCCGCCUCCCAGCCUGACUCUGGCGGUAGGAGAAUCCUGGUUUUUCUUCUUGGUUUUUCUGUCUCUGUCACAAACUCCUGGGGAUUGGGGGCCGAAUGCAGCCAACACAGACUCCCCAGCACCAACGGGCAGGCACCUGCAUGGGGCGGGGACCCCGCGGGACCCCUCCUGGGGUGCGCUGGGGGGGGCAGGGAGGAGCAUGCAGCCCCAGAACGAGGAUUUUGUUGUUGUUGUUUUAAUGAAACAAUCAAUCUGCGGAGCAAAGAGAAGAACAAAUUCCUGAUGAAUGUGUCUGAGUCGCGCUGUCAGAGACCCGCUGGGCACCGGCUUCCACUGUCUCCCGCGCCAGCCACCCAACAAACUCCAGUGUAAGCAAAGGCCUGGGAGGAGGAGGCGGACUUUCAGCUCUGUCUUUGUACAUCCCUUAUUUAAUCUGCAUGACCGUCAUUUAAACCAGGACUUCCCAAUAAACCCUGCUUUGGUUAUAUUAUUCCCCCCCACACCCACCCAUUUGAUUUGGACAGAGUUCAGUCCUUCCUUUGUUCCUCUGGUUCUGGUUGGUUUCUCCCCGUUGCAGUGGCCCGAGGAGGGGCGGGCAGCCUCGCAUUGAGUUGAUUCCUUUUUUCCAUUUCCGUUGGACUCGUUUAUUUUUGUAGCUGUUGUUUUUUUUCUCUCCCCUCUCUACCCCCCCCCCGCCCCCCAGUCACCUCGGUGAUGAAACUGGUGCUGACUGGAUGCUCUCCAGUGACUGAUUUUCCCCCCUUGCAGCUCCUAUCAGACUCAACGUGGCUUCAGUCAGCAGCACGACGCUCACAAAGAAGCACAACUGGCUGGGGGGGUUCCCCUCCCCACCCCUGACUUUGUGACACCCAUCUUCUAUAAGCACAAGAUGCCCAUAGCCGGGGGCCAGGCCCUGGCAGUGGGAGCUGAGAGACCGUGCUGCUGCGGCCCCUGGCGGCUCAAGUCCGAGGGAGUAGCCAGAGAUGGUGACAAUCUCCCACCAAGCCAGCAGAGCUGGUAGCAUCCGUCCCCCAUGAGCCUUCUCAGCUGGUUAGGGUAGAUGGUGACAGGACAUUGAGGCGAGGGGGCUGGCAGAGGAGGCCCUGCCUAUGACACAUCUCCAUGCAUGGUUAGUGCAUGCAGAGCUCUUGCUCCAUGUCCAGCAUAGAGAUCUCAGUAGCCGUUAGGUGGCAUCUAGACAAGGGGCGGGCAGCACAUGGGCCUCCCUCCUCCAUGCACAGCAGCAGGGGAACCAGUGAAAGAGCCCCCUCCUCCUCUCCCAGCCAAGGCCCUUGGAGAGCCCUUCCUCAUUUCCCUCAGGCCCCAAGGCCGGCUGGGAGCGUUGGCUUAGGUCCAUCCAUGCGGUGGGUUCAGUACCGCUGGUGUGCAUUACAUUGCAGGGGUUUCUCGUCUCAGGAGUCCCAAGUUGGUUUGGAUGGCACCAUCCCGCAUCUGUCAUCAAUAGCUUUCUGGACAUCAGAAGGCCAUGAAAUAGCCCGAGAUAGCAGCAGCCCUAGACAUUGAGGCCAGAGGGAACCAUUCUCAUCUCUGCUCAGCACCUACAUAGCACAGACUAGAGGUCUCCCUCCCCUCCCCCCCCCCCAAUCCCCCAUUCUUGCAUCCAGCCCACAGCUUGAGUGUGAUGGCUUAGAAAGAGACACCCAGUCUUGAUUUAAAGGCUCUAAGUUCUGGAGAACGUACCCUGGCCCUUGGUGACCAUGGGACUUGGUGAUGUGCAGACACAUCCUCUAGGCAACUACUCCCCCAGGGCCAUUCAUAUAUUCAGCCCAGGGGGUCAGUAACUCGUGGCCGGAGGGAUAAUCUCAGCCCAGCAGGUGCUGUUUCCUAGCAAUCAAGACAGACUCGCACCUCGGGUUGAAUCUCUGGCAAGCGGCCUGUGGUCUUGCUUGGAAUUCAGCUUGAGCUGCUCAAGGUGAGCUGUGGGCGGAGGCACGUCCCUUCCCCGGAGCAGGAAACUGCCAAGGGAUCUCCCUCGCCCAGGACCACACAGGGAGCAGAAGCCCCAGUCUGGGAAGCUGCCCUGCCUCGUGCUGCGGACUGAAUCUGCGCUGCUGUCUCUGCAAGCUGUGAAGAUCCAAGCCAAGGCCUGCAAAAGAAAUAUGCAACUGUACAGCCAGAAGAGGUGGCUGUGGAAUGGGGGGAACGAACCAUGGUGCUGCAAUGCUGCCUUAUUACCUCUGCCAACAGAGCAGCCUGGAGCAUAUGAGCCAAGGGCACGUGUUGGCCAAUUCAUUGGGUACGUGGCUGGAUCCCAGCCCAUGAGCGCCAAACAGAGUUGAUAUGUGUAACCAGGGGGAGAGGGGUAUGUUUAACCCCAUCUCUGCUGGUGCCUGCGGUGCUCCUGUCCUGCAUAAAUGUUCCACUGACGUACGUUCAGGGACCGCCAAGGCCCUCACCGCUCUCCGGCGAGCAGGGAGGAAAGCUGAACUGGAAACGUGGUCCUAGGCCCACCACACUCCCUGCUGUGGAGUGCUGGGCUCCGGCUAGCACCCAUCCCAGCUCCCCAUGGGUUGGGAUAGGUCGAUCCCUGUUCGGCUCCAUGACUUGGAGGGGUGCCUGCUGCUAACAGAGAUGCAUCCCUGGCCUCUACUCGCUGCCCGCCGUGAGCUGGGUCUCGUGAGCGUCCGUAACCAGGCAGUUCUGGGCAAGGUCUCUCAGCCUCCAAGGGCCUGUCGGACCCCAGGACCCUGCUUACACUUCUGGGGGUCCAGAGAACCUCACCCGAGGAUUCCUGCCGCCAGCCAAAGCUCAUGGUUGGGCUCAAGCGGAUCAUGUAAAGAGUCACGAUUUCAAGGCUCCAAGUGACGGAGAAUCCACCCCGUCCCUACGUGACUGUGGACAUGACUUACAAAUACGUCCUCUAGACAAACUCCUGGCCCUAUCACGCUCCACCUGGUGCCACCUACAGCCAGAGCUGCUGCACCAGCCUGGUCUCUUGACAGGUCUGAUCCCAUGGGCCAGCCCUGCCCAGGUGCCUACGCUGUCCCAUGCAGCUUGCCACCUGUGCUGGGGAGGUGGCUAUGGGCACACGCUGGUGAACAACGCAUGAGUGGAGGAGAGAGCAGUAGCUCCGAUCUCGGCUCUCCCCAUCCUGCAGCCUGUUGCAUUGAGUUCACCCUGGUGGCGAUGGAGGGCGGAGAUGUGGAGUAGGGCAGCCAGUGCCUAAUGCUGGUGGUUACUGGAGCCCCUGUGGAUCUGGCCAGAUGCAGCAGCCUGGCAUCCUGGUGGGGAGGGCAGGACAGUGGGCUCCUGGCUCGAUGGGCAGCCCCGCAGCGGGGAGCAAGGGCGAACUUCGUUGCUGGUGGAGGUUGGCCCCACGCACUAACAUGUCACAGGCAGAGUGCGAUCAGCUGCCUCCCCUUCGGCCUGGACCCACUGCCCUGCCUUCCCAAAGGGCGUCUCUGGCAGGAGGCAGGUGCUGCUAUCUUUCCGGUUUGCUUUUGCUCGGAGACGACACAAAACACCACCCGACCUGCCUUUCUCAGUCGUGUGCUAUCUCGGGGUGCAGGGCUUGGGGGGUCUGGCACAUGGCGCCUCUGGGUAUGACCGAGGCCUGUGCACAGAAUCUCUCUGUCCCUAACUCUCCAGGGGCUUAAAACCAACCCAAGAGGCCUUUUGGUGUAAGGAAAAUCUGGUCUGGUGCAUUUCCCCGCUCCCCUCCCCCCACAACGCCGUGUGUGUAGGCAUGGGGGGGCGUUCCCAUUGAAAUGUAUCUGUGACCCUCCCAAGGGCAGACCCUUGGACCGGCGCUGCCAGGGAUUUGCAGCAAUGUCCUGUGCAGAUCUAAGGUGCUCGCUUCGCUCUCUGUGUGUAAUUGUGGACACGUGCACCCUGUCAAUGUAACCCAAUACCAACACUGGGAACUUCGGGGGGAGGAUAGGUUUGGCUGUAGCAGAAGCUUCCAUUGGCUGGUUUAAUGUGCACAAUCCCCUUGGGCGCUGGUUUUUGCUACUCUUGGCUAUGAGCUUUACCUCACGCAAAUCUGCUGAUGUUAUGCCCCUCGAGCGGUUGAAAUCGGUCCAGCUGCACUGGAGCAUUACAGCAGGGGUGAAGUGACAAAUGGACACAGAUGAUGUCUGUGGCUCUUAACAACAGAGGUAGAAUCCGUGCAGACAGAGAUGGGACACCCCAGGUUUUUCUCCAUCUAGUCUAUCCUGCAGACUCGGGUCUCCAGGGCUUUGGUCUGUGAUCUUAAACGACUCAAGCAAUGGCCCAGCCACCUCUGCCCCAGGGCGACCGUUCCAGACUGAUCCCUCUUGCUGCUGAGAAAUUUGCUUUUGCUCAAAACUCCCAUAGUCCCAACCCACGUGAUUCCUCCUCUUCCAUCCUCUUCCAUUGGCGCCUUUCCAAGAGUUGCAGGCAAUUAGUAGGACCUCACUGUCUCUUAGCCACCACUUAGCAAAGCUCUUAAUACUGAGUUCUCUUCAUUCUUCCCCCUACUGUUCAUCUCUCCAGCUCCAUCCUCACCAGAGCUGCUCAUCUCUCAAUCCCCUUUGCUUUGGUAACACCGACGGUAUAGGAGCAGCCAGAGAGCCCGUUCGGGACGGGGGCCUGGGUGUGCUGCACAAACUCUCAGCAAGACCGAGUUUAAGAGCCUCAAAGAUAUUUCGGUGCCUGACUCCUAUUGGUUUCUGGACCGUGGUUGAAGAAAAAUCGUUGGCAUCUUUCAGGUAAAGAUGAGCCCAACGCCGAACCCAAGAUCACCCCCCCACACACACACGUUUGGAUUCAUACUGGGCAGCUGGGCUCUGUCUCAAAGGGAGGUGCCAUAUUCUAGUUUUCGGUGUUUAGCAGCACAGGUAGGGUGACCAGACAGCAAGUGUAAAAAAUCGGGAUGGGGGUGGGGGAUAAUAGGUGCCUAUAUAAGAAAAGCCCCCAAAAUCUGGUCACCCUAAUUACAGGUGGCUGGGUAAUGAAAUCCCCACUGGAAUCCAAUGAUCCCACCCAGAGGUUUCUUUUACACACGUUGUGGCUUCCGUUUUGGAGACCUGGGUUUGAAGGCGCUCAAGAGCUGUCACUCCUGGGGGGACUCUCCCAGGUGCGUAAGCACCUCGCCCCCAUUUCAUUUCAGUGGGCGUGAGGCACUUGAAUCCCUUUUGAGGAUCGGGGCCCUAGGCCUUAAUUUCUUGCCCAACCGCACCCAUUAUUUCACCCUCCUCACCGUGGCCAGGCGUUCCUGUGAGUGCGCCAGCACUGGGCUGGGCAUGGCCCAGUUGGGUGGCCGGGACCCAGCUGCAUUCAGUAGGCUUUGAAUCAACCCUUGGCAUCUAGCACUGGAUUCCAGAUUUGCGCCCAUUCCUGGCGAGGAAGGAAGAGCCAAGAGGUAGCGUAUUAAACCAGCCAAGCCACCAAGGGCAGGAACACAGCAAGCUGCAUGGCACAGGCGGCAUCUCCGUCAAUGCAUCUUUACAGGGUCAGCCCUGGUCCUUGUCUGUCCGCUCUGUAUCACAGCACGUCCCCGCUGCGCCAUUCCCUAGCUCCGGAUGAGCCGGGCGAUAUAAACACCGCGUGCUGGGCUCGACACUGGGGUUUUCUCUCGUUUGCCUUUUCUGUUCACUCUGUAGGAUAAGGACACACUGUAAAUAGCGCUGUACCGGGAGGCCCCGAGUGGGUUGGAUGGGGCCCAGCCCCGCCUGUCUGUCCCUUUUUGUACUAUGUGUGAAUAACUGUGCUGUGCUGACUCAUGUUUCUGAUUGUAUGAGACACCGGCCCAGCAAUCGCUAUAGGGCAGUAGCAAGAACUGGGGGACAUGAGCCCUGCCCCAUCAGACUGGGACUGCCCCCCACCUGCCCCCUUGCAUGGGCUGCAGGAGCAGCAGUGCUAGAGAGGGCAGCACAGGGGACAGGAGGGCUUCAGGGGCCUGAUGCUGAGAGCUGGUGGGGGAGGGAGGGAGAGGCCCAUUUCUAACAGGCUGCGGCUGGGCAGUUAAAAGGAGCCUAAGGGCAUGAGCCCCCCAGCUGCCCUUGAACCGCAGCUGCGUGCCUCACUCCCGGAGCCCUUGAUCCGGCUCCAUCCAGCAUGGGGAGACCCACCCAGCGUUGGAACCACCUCUUUCCUCUGCCCCUGCCUCCCCCCAAGCUAUGGUUUCCAUUCCCAAUUCAAGUGAGGCUCCCCUGCCUUCCCCCCCACCGGGCACCCCAUAAUCAAGGGAGCUCGGCGCUCCAUGUAGGGAGAGCAAUGGGGUGCUGCCUGCUCACACCUGCUGGGCGAGGCCCGAAGGCCUGAGCUGACCCUUGCGAGGGAGGAUUUUAAAGAAACAGGCUCAAGUCCCCACUUUUACUGGGGAGGGGAGGGAGACAUGGUUGACUUCAAUGGCAUUACUCCUGAUUUACACUAGCGUGAGGGAGGGGGACUCUGGCCCAUAGGGUGAUGGUAGAUAUGACUAGCCUCAGCAAGGAGGGAUGCAAGGUUGGAGAUGCCAAAGUGCUAAUUACAUUUUACUGGCCAGCUCCUCAGCUGCUGCAGGUCAGCAGACGUGGACUUCAGUGGAGUGCUGCCCAUUUACACCAGCUGAGGAGCCGGCCCUGCAUAUGGACGGGGCAGAGGAAAGAGGACACCCAUGAGAGCAAACACAGCCUGGGGCCUAAUGCUCCAGCCCUGCAGAGAGGGGCUCAGUGCUGGAUGCCUCCUUUAGCAAAUGCAGGGCCUGCGGGGGGCAGAGGGGCGGGAAUGUGGAACCAGCCUUUGACGCUGUCCUAACUUCAGAUCCUGCUUUGCAAAAAAUAAAAGGGGGAGAGAUUGUGGGAAUUCCCCCCAUCAGUCCAUGAGCAAGCCAAAGGGAGACGGUGGCUGGUUCCUCCGGGCUCUGCCUGGAGCGUUGGUGCUAAGAUACCCAAGGCCUUGAUGCCCACGGAAGCCCGGAGUGAGGCUGUUGGAAAAGCAGACAAUUGCACUAAUUCAUCCAACCAUUGGCCAACCUAAAGUCCCUUCCCCACCUUCCCCGCCAAAGACAUUGAUUAACCCUUUCUGCUCUUCCCCCCUGAGCCUGGGCCGCACUCCAUCAGGGGAUGGAGUUAGGAUUCCUCCAAAGUCUUGUGUCUCCUUGGCCCAUUAGCGACUGCUGACGGGUGGCCCAAACCGUACGAGUUUAGCUUUUUUCUAUUAAAAACAAACCAACCUUUUUUUUAUUGAAUAAAAAAACCUGAAAUGGACGAAUUCCUGUUUUAGACGAGCUGUGUAAUUGAUGAGGUUCUGUGUUUCUUAACUGCAUGGUAUUCCUGCUGAGGGGGUUUUAUAGCACUUUUUAAAUUUCUCUUAAGAUUUUGGUCCAAAUUUCUACUGCUGUCUCUCUCUCUCUCCUGUCUGUCUUUGCUUUCUCCUUUUCUUCUCAAAGAGAUUCUUUGUAGACUUGCUCCAUUUUAUACCUGAUGUAGACACGACAAAAAGCCGCGAGUCAGACAUUGUACAUAGCUGCGGAAACAAUCAUGGGACACCAACACGAGCUGGACUGUUUCCAAGAUGAAUCGUUUUUACUUAAGUUUAAAAAUUUUAAAAAGAAGAAGAAGAAGAUGCCAGAAACAGGCUUUUAAAAUAAUAAUAAUAAAGACAUAGAGCAAAAUCCAACCUUCCACCUACUCAUCUCUUGCUGCCCAAGCCGGUCACACCAAAUGGCAUGUCUCCUCUGGGGUCAUCUGUCUAACACCUUGGAAGUUCAAUAAAUUUAUCUCCUGUA